AUGGCUUCGACGGACAACGGUUUAGCAAUUAUUGGAUUAAUAUUCGCCCUGAAGGAAAAAAAAGUGAAGCGGAAAAAUCGUAGCAUCUGGUGUAAAGAAUGGCUAAUGAAAAGAAGAGUUCAUUCUCAUGUCAAUUUGUUGGCGGAAUUAAAGCUUUUUCCAAAAGACUGGCAUAAUUUUCUAAGAAUGGAUCACGAUACGUACUUACAUCUACUGAAUUUGGUAGCACCAAUUAUCGAAAAGCAAGACACUAUUAUGAGAAAUGCUGUUCUACCCCACGACAGCCUUGUAGCUACUUUGAGGUUUUUAUCAACAGGAAGAAAUUAUGAAGAUUUAAAAUUCUCUAGCAUAAUUUCAUCUCAAGCCUUAGGUCGCAUAAUACUGGAAACCUGUGAAGCAAUAUAUAAGGUUCUCCGCAAAGACUAUUUUAAGUUCGCACGCUCGGAAGAAGAAUGGAAGGAUGUGGCCAAAGUGUUCGAAAAGAGAUGGAACUUUACGCACUGUCUAGGCGCGAUGGAUGGAAAGCAUAUAGCAAUUUUUCUUCCUGAUGGAUGUGGCUCAGAGUAUUGCAACUAUAAAAACCAUCAUAACAUGAUGUUAUUGGCAAUCGUUGAUGGAAAUUAUCGAUUUCUUUUAUGUGAUUUUGAAACAAAUGGAAGAAUUUCAGAUGGUGGCGUACUUCACAAACACUAAGUUUUUUGAAAAAUUUGAUAAUAAUCAGUUGUGUAUUCCAACCGACACAGUUGUCUCAAAUAGCUCUAUAAAGUUGCCUAAUGUGUUUGGGGCUGACGAUGCGUUUCCACUUAGAACAGAUUUAAUUAAGCCAUUUCGACAAGCAGACUUGACCACAAAUAAAACCAGAAUUCUAAAUUACCGCGUAUCACGAGCAAGGCGCAUUGUCGAAAAUGCGUUUGGGAUCUUGGCAUCUCGAUUUAGAAUUUUCCACACAAAAAUUAGUAUUGAUCCGAAACGAAUAGAGUCUGUCGUGAUGGCCAGUUGUGCUUUACAUAAUUAUUUAAUGAAGACUUCAGAAAGUUCUUACUGUCAACAAGAAUGCUUCGACGUAGAAAAUGUUGAUGACGGGUCAAUAACCCAAGGAUAUGAUACAUGAAU
Molecule: messenger RNA, 1113 nt
Organism: Pieris brassicae (large cabbage white)
Lineage: Eukaryota; Metazoa; Arthropoda; Insecta; Lepidoptera; Pieridae
Exons: 2
Coding region: 1-693 (230 amino acids)
Source: RefSeq, a predicted model, not a curated record